AAAUGAAAGCAGUAAUGCUAGAAAGUUCGUAAGCAUCUCUUCCCGAACCAGACAUCGACGACGAGAAAGAGAAAUUCAAAGUUCACAGAAUAUAUUACAUGGCAUUCCGUUAACCAAUAUACAGACUUCAAAUAUAUCCAAUUAUGAUAUGCCAACUGAUAGUAGAUUAGAAAGCCAUAAAACAAAUAUUCCUGAAUUCACUUCUAAUUUCUCGUUUUCUACAUUAAGUAGCCUUUUAAAAAAUAAAAAUACAUCGGAAUUAGAACUUGAAGAAGCCGAUGAGUUGGAACUUGAAAAAGCUGACAAAAUGGAGUUAGAACUUAAUGAUGUUAAUGAACAGGAAUCGUUGCCUUUUAUAUUAUUAAACUCUUCCAACGAAACAUCUGAUAUCUUGACGGAUAAAACUUUUAUGGAAUUUGAUAGUGAUGACCAAGGUUCUGAACUAGAUGAAGAGAAUAGUAACGAUAGACCUAUUCCUGAAAUUG
Messenger RNA from Racocetra persica, 485 nucleotides. The record is from the annotation of a GenBank genome assembly. Lineage: Eukaryota; Fungi; Glomeromycota; Glomeromycetes; Diversisporales; Gigasporaceae.